GGAAAUGUAUAAAAGCAACUGCCAGGUCCCGGGAUUCGUCAGACAGCUCAGGGAGGAGUCCGCCCUGGGCCCCAGCACAUCUGACAGAGGUUACAUCCUCGCCCUCCUCCCAGAAAUCCGACGUCAGACCCAGCGCUCCAGCUCCCGGACCCUAUCCCUCUCCUCUGAGUUUCCUGGGACUUCCUUGCUCAUCCAGCUUCCCGGCUACCCCCAGACCUCCUCCGCUACAGGUUGCUGCUUCCCCGUUGCCUGCAGCCAUGAGGUCCCGGCUUUUGCUUUCUGUGGCCCACCUGCCCACGAUUCGGGAGACCUCGGAAGAGAUGCUGCCCGGGGGGCCUGGAGAGGAGCCCCCUGCCUCCCCCAGCCUGGACGACUACGUGAGGUCCAUCUGUCAGCUAGCCCAGCCCACCUCGGUGCUGGAUGAGGCCGCAGCCAGGGUCCGACCCAGCAGACCCCACCGGCCAGCCCGUUCCUGUGACAAGAGCCGCCCCACUGGGUCCCUACGGGACAUCACCACCCGUUUCAGCGGCCAGCAGCCCGCACUGCCCGGGGCUAGCCCUGCUGACCCCCUGGACUGGCUCUUUGGGGAGUCUCAGGAAAAGCGGCCAAGUAGGAGGGACCUGCCAAGGAGAACGGGACCCUCGGCUGACCCCUGGGCUUCAUGCAGACAGAUGGACAGUGGCAAGGCCCAGGGGGCCCCCCGCGGAAGGCUCUGUGAUGCCAGGGCACCAGGGCACUCUCUGGGGAGACCAUCGAGGAACUGGCGUCAGUGUUCCCAGGCAUCCGGGCAAUGUGGCCAGGAUGCAGCCUCCCCCAGCAGCCCUCGUCCCAGCAGCGUCCUCAGAACUCUCUACUUGCACCUCCCGGUGAUCCAUGAACUGUGACCCCUCCCCAGUAAAGGCUUCUGUAAAUCGCA
Molecule: messenger RNA, 916 nt
Organism: Vicugna pacos (alpaca)
Lineage: Eukaryota; Metazoa; Chordata; Mammalia; Artiodactyla; Camelidae
Gene: DEPP1
Product: DEPP autophagy regulator 1
Biological process (GO): regulation of autophagy
Cellular component (GO): mitochondrion
Source: RefSeq, a predicted model, not a curated record